Molecule: messenger RNA, 2135 nt
Organism: Cephus cinctus (wheat stem sawfly)
Lineage: Eukaryota; Metazoa; Arthropoda; Insecta; Hymenoptera; Cephidae
Exons: 1
Coding region: 1530-2135 (201 amino acids)
Molecular function (GO): nucleic acid binding
Source: RefSeq, a predicted model, not a curated record
AAAUUAGGUGGUCAAACCGACAGUGUUGUUUAAUGGUUUUGUUCGUAGUUUGCUGCCCCGUUACCCAAACUACCGGAGACGUGGUCUCUGGUCCAUGCAAUCGAUUAUAAAUGUUUAGACAACAGAGCAAAAAGAUACAGUUAAAUGAGCAAUAAAAUAGAGAUCAACCCGGCACUGUUUUUUACGUUUUUCAUUACAGUUUGAUCUCUUGUUAUCAGUAUUUUAGAAGACGUGAUCAGUUUCACUCCUUUCCAUUCAGUCGAUUACAAUAUUUCAGGAAAAAGGAACAAAACGCACAUAGUCGAGCGAAAAACAUAAUAGAGAUCAAACCGGCAGGGUGUAAUACGCUUUUACUUGCUCUUCAAUAUGCUAUUAUCAGUACUGCAGGAAACGUGAUCGUUUUCGCUCCUUUCCAUUAAGCCAAUUAUAAACAUCGAAAUUUUUGACGAAAAAUAAUUAACUAUUUUUUUUGUUAAAUUCAUUAUGUAAAUCUCAAGCAAUAUAGCGGACAUAAAAAUGCUCAUUUUGAGAUUUCACAACGAUGGAGUAAUUCACAAUUUUUUUAUGGUCGUUUACAAUUUAUUUUUUUGCUUUUUCUCUCUUAAAGUAAACCUAUUUGUUGUUAUAAAUCGAAAAACUGUAAGAAAGCUUGUACGGAAGGUAAAUUUCUGCACAAAUUCAGCUCCAACAAACAAACAAAAGAUAAACUGUUAUCGAGACUCAGCUGGUUUAUUCUCAGUUUUCAAUCAUGGAUCAUCGUCGCGUGCUUAGGCAUGCCGCUUUAGUGCGUGCAAAUUAUAAUUAUCUGCAGGCCAGCCGAUAUUAUGGAUUAAUACACUUAAAUGAGCCGACUUCUUCUCGUCAAAGCUUCAUGCGGUACGCAUUAUUAGUUAUUUUUUUAGGACUCGUACGUGAAAAUAUUCAUUUCGUCUUUUUUACCUUUUUGUUAGUCUCCACGUACGAUCCUACGAUACGGUAUUUUAAAGGCCCCGAGAAGACCUCGAGUGAGGCCAGUUAGCGGCCCCGAGGAGAAGAAAUAUUGGAAGAGUUUCGAAACAAUCUAGUCUAGAGUGCAAGACGUUACGCACGUGAAGCACUACGUUUCAAUGAACGUACUUUAUAUUUUUAUGUAUAAAUAUUUUUAACUGCACCAAAUGAUUACACCCCGACCGACGAUUCGAGGAUUUUUUGUCUUUGCAACUAUUUUAGGAGAGUACAUACAUACGCAAAAGAGCAAUCGAUCCAAUGAACGUUUGCUUCCGGAUUGCCAAUGAUACAUGUAGUAAUUUCGUCUCUACUUCUGAUUUUCACAAUUAGAAGUAGCUCUGGAACUGUUCUUGUAUCGAUCACACUUUUGGGCACGUACGUUCACUAUAAAUUGUGAGAAGUAUGUGGAAGUCUCUCGAACUGACAACCGUAACGCUUUUUGAAAAUUGUUUAAACCAUUUGGUACAGCUAAAGAUGUUUUAUUCGGUUUCUUGUUUGAAUUUGUCAUCUGUAAACUUCCAAAUCUUUCUUUAUCUUGAAUAAUGAUGUUUUUUCUAACUGUCUUCCCUUAUUGCGACACUUUUUGUGUAGGAAUGAAUCGUAAAAUAGUACAGCUGAUUGUACGCAAAGUCAUUUUUCCGUACAAAAUCCAGCCUCAGCAGCAGCUUUUAGAGCAUGACCCAGCGACUCGCUCCGCAUAUGCUUUAUGGGCAAGGGCAAAUCUUGAGGAAGACCCCAAUUUUUUUCGGUCCGUUUGCUUCGGAGAUGAGUGCACUAUUUCGAGCCACGGAAUAAUGAAUCGGCAAAACACCCGCAAAAGGGCACCAGAGAAUCCAAAUUGGACGAUUCCCAUCCCACUUCAACACCAGUGCAAAAUUAACGUUUGGGCAGGCAUCGUCAGUGAUCGUCUUAUAGGGCCGUAUUUCAUUGAGGGAAAUUUAGAUCGACAUAAGUACAUCACGUUAUUGGAGGAGCAUCUUGACGGUAUGCUGCGGAACGUUUCAGAAGUGGUCCGCAGAAAUAUGUGGUGGAUGCAGGACGGAGCAGGAGCACACACUGCGUUAAUUGUGCGGGCGGAGCUGCAUCGUCGUUUUCCGGAGCGCUGGAUUAGAUUGCAUGGUCCAGUUAAUUGGCCACCAGUAGUAUAA